Molecule: messenger RNA, 1748 nt
Organism: Ictalurus furcatus (blue catfish)
Lineage: Eukaryota; Metazoa; Chordata; Actinopteri; Siluriformes; Ictaluridae
Product: voltage-dependent anion-selective channel protein 2-like
Exons: 9
Coding region: 246-1097 (283 amino acids)
Biological process (GO): monoatomic anion transmembrane transport
Cellular component (GO): mitochondrial outer membrane
Molecular function (GO): voltage-gated monoatomic anion channel activity
Source: RefSeq, a predicted model, not a curated record
AUUCUAAUUCUAAAUUCGUGAUGAUUCCUACCAGUCAGUGGUGAGGCUUCAUCGGUCUUUUGCUCUACACAACAAAGGAAAACCCGCCUUCGCGUCAACACGGACUUCAGGGUGAAACUUUUCCACGAGCGUCCUCCGGUUUGCUUGUUGUCCAGAAAAGCUGAAAGACUUGCGCAGCCCAGCCAGGAGACGCCAAAUUGUCGUGGAAAUUAGAAAACACUCACUGACUCGUCCUCUGAAGAAACAUGGCCACCCCUCCAUCCUACACUGAUCUCGGCAAAGCAGCAAAGGACGUUUUUAAUAAGGGAUAUGGGUUUGGGCUGGUGAAGCUCGAUCUGAAGACCAAGUCAGCCAAUGGAGUGGAGUUUAAGACGUGCGGCUCGUCCAACAUCGACUCGGGAAAAGUGAGCGCAAAUCUGGAGACCAAGUACAAAUGGGAUGAGUACGGAGUGACCUUCACUGAGAAGUGGAGCACAGACAACACACUCGGUACUGAGAUCAGUGUGGAGGACCAGCUCACUAAAGGACUGAAGGUGACCUUUGACACAUCAUUCUCUCCAAACACAGGGAAGAAGAGUGGGAAAGUGCAGGCGGCGUAUAAGUGUGAGUACGUGAACAUGGGCUGUGACGUGGAUUUUGAUUUCUCCGGCCCGCUGGUUCACGCCGCCGGCGUUAUCGGAUACGACUCCUGGCUCGCUGGCUUUCAGACGACCUUCGACCCCGCCAAGUCCAAAACCACCCACAACAACCUGGCCAUCGGCUACCGGGCGCGAGACUUCCAGCUGCACACACAUGUGAACGACGGCUCUGAGUUCGGAGGUUCUGUGUAUCAGAAGCUGAAUGAUAAUCUGGAGACGGCGGUGAAUCUGGCCUGGGCGGCCGGGAGCAACAACACACGCUUCGGCAUCGCCGCCAAAUACACACUCGACUCCAACGCCUCCGUUAAUGUUAAGGUGAAUAACUCCAGUCUGGUUGGAGUGGGCUACACACAGACCCUCAGACCAGGAGUGAAGCUGACUCUCUCUGCACUGGUCGAUGGGAAGAGCAUCAACGCCGGAGGUCAUAAAUUCGGCCUGGGUUUCGAACUUGAGGCUUAAACAUCCUGUUCCUCCAUCUGCGUGUUUGUGUUCUAUGCAGAAGCAGAACAUUCCAUCUCUCUCUCUCACACUCACACACACACUCUUCGUCAUUCCUCUGAGUCUCAGCACUUUAGUUAUUCCUCUAUAUUUAUUUAUUUCCUUCACCAUCUGUCUCUCUCACACACACACACACACACACACACACACACACGCGCGCUGCUGGGCCUGGGUUCAUCUAUACGUAAGAUUUUUUUCCCCCUGAAUGUAAUAUAUUUGUCCAUUAGCGUUCCUGUAAUACGCCCGUGUGUUAGUGUUGACUGAACCCCCGCUACUCCACGAACGAUGUCGUUCUCUGCCUUCAUGUGCUCCUCAGAUGUUCCAAAUUAUGAACCCUGAAAUUAUGAAAGCAUUUGCUUUAAAGCGCACGGCUGGUUAGCUAGCCUGACCGUGGUAUUUAUGAUUAGCUUGGUGUUAACACAUUGCAGUGAUAAAGGAACUUAGCGUUACUGUAUCCUUACAGAACGAAUAGAGCGUGCAACACUAACGGGACAAACACUAAAUUGCGCUGCAGUAGUAGCGGGUGCUGAAGUGCUGUUACAGUCAACGCUAAGCUCUUGUGAGUGAAUAUAGAGUUACUGUAUAAUUCACAUUAAAGCUGGUAUUCUGCUA